This is a messenger RNA of Laccaria bicolor S238N-H82, 603 nucleotides long. RefSeq lists its product as uncharacterized. Bases 1 to 603 code for a protein of 200 amino acids. The transcript is spliced from 2 exons. The record is from RefSeq and is a predicted model, not a curated record. Lineage: Eukaryota; Fungi; Basidiomycota; Agaricomycetes; Agaricales; Hydnangiaceae.
AUGUACCCUCCACUACCACUGUACGCCGUUCCAAAAGACGGUCAACGGGCGUCAACAAACGCAACCACUGCUGCCGUUGCAAUAGAGCCCCCACCAGCACAUUUGGCAAUUCCCGACUACAGUGCACUUGAGAAUGGAAGUGCCUCUGCAACUACGGAAGACGCUGCCAGUCUGCAUCCCCCUGCGAUCUCAUGCACUCAAGGGGACGACUCCGAUCUUCCACUAUAUCGGAACGUUAGCGAGAGGCUGCCGGCUUACACCUCGAGACCCUCUCCUCCAAGAUUCGGAGGUCACGAACCCAGGACACUUCCCAUGAUCUUAUUCAAAAUUGGUUUCUGUUGUCCGCCCAUGUGGAUCUUGGGCGCCUCUUUCGUUGUGGUCCAAUGCCCCAGCAAGUGGUAUCCGUAUCCCUACCGACAUCCAUGGUUGGAGGGACAACAACGAACGGAGGCGGAGAAAGCGGCGUUCAUGGCUCAUGUGCGGGUGGUGGAGGUCAUGUGGGCCAGGCGCUGCUUCAUUGCAUUGGGGAUGGUUUUGUGCUUUGCGUUGGCGGCGGGUGUGACGGGGUUUGCUAUCAUGGAUGCUGAUAAUAAGAUCUCCUGA